Molecule: messenger RNA, 825 nt
Organism: Talaromyces proteolyticus
Lineage: Eukaryota; Fungi; Ascomycota; Eurotiomycetes; Eurotiales; Trichocomaceae
Product: putative aspergillopepsin-2 precursor
Exons: 1
Coding region: 1-825 (274 amino acids)
Biological process (GO): proteolysis
Molecular function (GO): glutamic-type endopeptidase activity
Source: RefSeq, a predicted model, not a curated record
AUGAAGUUCACCAGUGUUGCAGUUCCUCUUCUCUUUUCGGGCGCGGCGCUUGCAGUCCCUCUUUCCGAAGAAAAUCUGGCUCGUCGCGAGGCAAAUCGGCAGGCUCGCAGCCCUCGUCAUGGGCAGCAUUCCCAUAAAAACCUGCGCGUCGACAGCGUUCAGACUGAAGACGGCAACUUCACCGCAGAAUCAUAUUCGUCCAACUGGGCUGGCGCAGUCCUGAUCGGAUCUGGCUAUACCUCUGUUUCCGGCACAUUUGUCGUGCCCUCUGUCAGCGUCCCUAGCGGCGGUGAUUCCAGCAAGCAAUACUGCGCUGCUGCUUGGGUGGGCAUUGAUGGAGACACCUGCGGCUCUGCUAUUCUACAAACUGGCGUCAAUAUAUGCAUUCAGAACGGCGCCAUCACCAAUACUGCUUGGUAUGAAUGGUUCCCGGCUGCGCAGGAAUACUGGGAUUCGGGCAUCAGCAUCAAUACUGGUGACACAGUCACAGCAGUCGUAACUGCUGACAGUACCAGCGGUGGUUCUGCCACCGUGACUAAUGAGUCCAACGGCCAGAGCGUUAGCUACACCUUCACUGGUCAAUCGGCUACCUUGUGCGAGACUAAUGCUGAGUGGAUCAUGGAGGACCUUUCUGCUGGCGGCGGAUUGGUGCCAUUCGCCAACUUCGGUAGCUCGUUUGCCAUCACGGGAGCUUCUGCUACUUCCAACGGGGCUUCUGUGGACACCACUGGGGCUACCAUUAUGGACAUUAGCCAAAACAAUGCCGUGCUCACAUCGACUACUGCCUCUGGAAGCACUGUCGAUAUCUCAUAUAUUGGCUCUUAA